GACAUCAGGCCGCGGACCCGUAUUUGAUAAGAUGUAGUCUCAGAGAUCCCAUCUGAUAAGAUGUAGUUAUUCCAUAACUGUCUGUACUGUAGACUGGCAGAUUAACAGUGAAGAGAAACCUGUGAACAGAAUAGUAAUUUUUAUACAUUCUCUCACAAAUAAUAGUGAAAUUAAAAUGUUCCCCAUUUUUCGUUGGCUUAAAGGACGGUGCCAAUCAAACUUCAUCGAUUCCUAAUAGUUUUUUGUAUACAUAUUAGUCACCCACUUUCAUAGCCAAACAAUAAUAAUACCUCAGCACCAGUAAAAGUGGGAAAGUAGUGGUAAAUUUCGCGAAACUGAUUUUGUCUAUACUGAGCUACCGUACUCAAUCAGGUCAUAUGACUUUGUUUACUAGCAAAGCAUGCUCGUUAACUGAGCUCACAACUAUAUCGCUGCUAAACCAUAAAAAAAAUAUAUACAUAAAGACUUGAAAGUAAUUCUAAAAAUGCCUAUUUUUAAAAAGCAUUUAUGUACUAAGGCUGCGGUCUUAUGUCGCGCUGUGUAAGUUAAUGUAAUGUUUAGUUUAGCUUCUCGUGUCUUGGAGCUUGCUAUAAGCUAUCUAGCUAACUAUAAGAAGAAACUCAUGUUUAGUGUGACUUAGCGGUUUUAAACCAUCACAGCCUGCAGAUAUGCGCUCCCUGAACUACGUCCAGCGUGUCAGCUUGGAUUUCUCGGGAACUCUGUUUCCUCAUGCUAUCUGCCUGGGAGAUGCAGACAACGACUCGUUGAAUGAGCUGGUUGUGGGGGACACCAGUGGAAAGCUGCUUGUUUACAAGAAUGAUGACUCCAAACCCUGGAUCACAAGACACUGUGUGGGCAUGCUGACUUGUGUUGCAGUUGGAGACGUCUGCAACAAAGGGAAGAACUUGGUGGUCGCCGUGGGUGCAGAGGGAUGGUUUCACCUCUUUGACUUGACAGCUGCAACUGGGAGCAAAUCGGAUUCAUCCAGCCAGCAUGAAUUCCUGUCAUUUGAAGACCAGAGGCCCUUCUUCACCCAGCAUAUUCCUGCCAACACCAAAGUCAUCCUCAUCAGUGAUAUUGAUGGUGACGGGCGCUGUGAGCUGGUGGUGGGCUACACAGACCGAGUGGUGCGAGCUUUCCGUUGGGAGGAGCCGUCUGAUGGUUCAGAUAUAGGAUCUGGACAACUGGUUCUGCUGAAGAAAUGGCUUCUGGAAGGACAGGUGGACAGUCUGUCAGUGAACCCUGGUCCAGAAGGUUUACCGGAGCUGAUGGUGUCGCAGCCAGGCUGUGGUUACGCCAUCCUGCUGUGUUCCUGGACACAACAAGACUCCUCCGGCUCCGGGGAGGAGGCCCCUGCCACCCCUGGGAGUGAAGGACCUUCCAGAGAUAUAAUUCUCCACCUGACCACCGGGCGGAUUCACAACAAGAAUGUUUCAACUCACCUCAUCGGCAGCAUAAGCAAAGGCUCAAAAGAGGAAUCUUCUAAAUGUGGGCUGUUUGCUCUCUGCACUUUAGAUGGAACCUUGAAGUUGAUGGACAGCUCAGAGCAGCUGUUGUGGUCGGUGCAGGUGGAUCAUCAGCUCUUUGCUCUGCAGAAGCUUGAUGUCACCGGCGACGGCAGAGAGGAGGUGGUGGCGUGUGCCUGGGAUGGUCAAACCUACAUCAUCGACCACAAUCGGACAGUAGUGCGGUUCCAGUUCGACGAGAACGUCAACGCCUUCUGUGCGGGUCAGUAUACGUGUAAGGAGGGUAAGAACAGCCCCUGCCUCGUUUACGUCAGCUUCAAUCAUAAAAUCUACAUCUACUGGAAGGUGCAGCUGGAGCGCAUGGAGUCCACUAACAUGCUGCGGGUCCUGGAGGAGAAACCCGAGUUCAAGAGCCACCUGAAGUCGCUGGGAGUCGAUGCUGAGGACCCAGCAGCAGUGAGAGCACUGGUGGCGAAUGUACUCUACAAGGAUUCACAGUGACACACAUCAACACGCUGCCCUCUCUUGUUUUUCACCGUGACUGUAAAUACUCUGUUAAUAAACACUGAACGUCUGUCUCCAGC
Messenger RNA from Thunnus maccoyii (southern bluefin tuna), 2050 nucleotides. It is a transcript of the gene itfg2, whose product is annotated as integrin alpha FG-GAP repeat containing 2. Gene Ontology annotation, cellular component: KICSTOR complex. The coding region runs from base 669 to 1967 and encodes 432 amino acids. The record is from RefSeq and is a predicted model, not a curated record. The transcript is spliced from 12 exons. NCBI's taxonomy places the organism in Eukaryota, Metazoa, Chordata, Actinopteri, Scombriformes, Scombridae. Gene Ontology annotation, biological process: regulation of TOR signaling.